Lepus europaeus (European hare) is the source of this 4048-nucleotide messenger RNA. RefSeq names its product DNA polymerase kappa (gene POLK). Gene Ontology annotation, biological process: error-prone translesion synthesis. Bases 153 to 2717 code for a protein of 854 amino acids. Gene Ontology annotation, molecular function: damaged DNA binding; DNA-directed DNA polymerase activity. Lineage: Eukaryota; Metazoa; Chordata; Mammalia; Lagomorpha; Leporidae. The transcript is spliced from 15 exons. The record is from RefSeq and is a predicted model, not a curated record. Gene Ontology annotation, cellular component: nucleus.
GCCGCGUGGAUUCCUCGGUGCUCGCGCUGCCGCACAGGCCCGGGGCUGUGGUUCAAAGAGAAAGACGAACGACACUGGGCAGAAAGUGCGCCUUCACCGCGUAGCCUGGAGAUGGCCUGGCACUUUUUUAAACGCCAUUUUAAGUUUAUGCCAUGGAGGAGCAGCACAGUUAUGGAGAGGACCUUCUGCUUAGGGUGGGACUUAAUGACAACAAAGCAGGAAUGGAAGGGUUGGAUAAAGAGAAAAUUAACAGAAUUAUAUUGGAAGCCACAAAGGGAUCUAGAUUUUAUGGAAAUGAGCUCAAGAAGGAAAAGCAAGUUAACCAACGAAUUGAAAAAAUGUUGCAGCAAAAAGCUCAAAUUACCAACCAGCAGCUAAGGAAAGCACAGCUACAGGUUGACAGAUUUGCAAUGGAAUUAGAGAAGAGCCGGAAUCUGAGCAACACCAUAGUACAUGUUGACAUGGACGCUUUCUAUGCUGCUGUGGAGAUGAGGGACAACCCGGAACUGAAGGACAAGCCCAUUGCUGUGGGCUCAAUGAGUAUGUUGUCUACUUCAAAUUACCACGCAAGAAGGUUUGGUGUCCGUGCAGCCAUGCCAGGAUUUAUUGCCAAGCGACUGUGCCCACAGCUUAUUAUAGUGCCCCCCAACUUUGACAAGUAUCGAGCCGUGAGUCAGGAGGUUAAGGAAAUACUUGCUGAUUAUGAUCCUGAUUUUAUGGCCAUGAGCCUGGAUGAAGCCUACUUGAAUAUCACAAAGCACUUAGAGGAAAGACAGCACUGGCCAGAGGACAAAAGAAGGUACCUCUCCCAGAUGGAGAACUCUGCAGGCGAUGAUAUGCCAAGCAAGGAAGUGGAUGUGCUGGGUGAACAGGACCGGGCCAUCUCCCCACUCCUUUUUGAAGACAGCCCCCCUGACUUGCAGCCUUUGCAAGGGAAUUCUGGAGAACAAAACAAUCCUCAAAUACUCCACAACUCAGUUGUUUUUGGAACAUCAGCAGAGGAAGUGGUAAAGGAAAUUCGUUUCAGAAUCAAGCAAAAAACAACACUGACAGCCAGUGCAGGCAUUGCCCCAAAUACAAUGUUAGCAAAAAUAUGCAGUGAUAAGAAUAAACCAAAUGGACAAUACCAAGUUAUCCCCAACAGACAAGCUGUGAUGAACUUCAUCAAGGACUUACCCAUUAGGAAGGUUUCUGGAAUAGGAAAAGUUACAGAGAAAAUGCUAAAGGCUCUCGGAGUUGUCACUUGCACAGAACUCUACCAACAGAGAGCAUUACUUUCUCUACUUUUUUCCGAAACGUCUUGGCAUUAUUUUCUUCAUGUCUCCCUGGGUCUAGGUUCAACACACCUGGCAAGGGAUGGAGAGAGGAAAAGUAUGAGUAUUGAGAGAACAUUCAGUGAGAUAAGCAAAGCAGAAGAACAGUACAGCCUGUGCCAAGAACUAUGCAGGGAUCUUGCCCAGGAUCUCCAGAAAGAAGGACUUAAGGGUAGAACUGUCACUGUGAAGCUGAAGAAUGUGGAUUUUGAAGUAAAGACACGAGCGUCUACAGUUCCAUGUCUUGUUUCUACUUCAGAAGAAAUCUUUGCUGUUGCCAAGGAGUUGCUAAGGACAGAAAUUGAUGCUGAUUUUCCACAUCCCUUGAGAUUAAGACUUAUGGGUGUUCGGGUGUCUGGUUUUCCCAACGAAGAGGACAAGAAGCAGCAGCAAAAGAGUAUCGUCGGCUUCCUACAGACUGGAAACCAAGUCCUGCCCGCCACAGGGCCUGUGCUAGAGAGAACUGGCAUAGAUCCAUUUGAAAAACCUCUAGAAGUGUCUCAUAAGAAGAGUUUCUUUGAUAAAAAACGAUUAGAAAGGAAAGGGAGUCACCAAGACACAUUGAAACAUGAAGCUGCAGAUGAACAGAGUUCACAGACCUCACAGCCACUGCCAGUUUUACAGAAGAUGAAUGAGAAUUUAGCAUUGGAGAGUGCGGGUGGCCUUGGCACCUUCACCUGUCCUGUUUGCUACAGAGAGCAAGAAAGCGUCAGUCUGGAAGCCUUCAACAGGCACGUGGAUGCAUGUCUUGAUGCACCUGCAGGCAGCGAGGCCACCAGGGGGUCCCUAGGCUCACAGGCUGCUGCCACUGAAGUCAGCAAGAAAGAAAAUGCACAUCGCUCUUUCUCUUGUGAGAAGCAGGAUGAUCAGGAAAAUGUAGACAUUGAUUUAGUAGGUUUGGAAGAGUCUACAGGUAACCCAUCUGAAGUACAGAGUGUAGACACUUUGAAUCAUAAGCACAAGGAGGAGUGUGAUGGUCUUCCAGACAAAUCUUUCAGUAUGGAAUAUGGUCACCAGAAUUCUUCUCACAUUGUUGCAUUGGAAAAGGAAGAUCCUGGGUCAUUAGGUGGGCAAGAAUGCCCCCAGCCUUAUUUAUAUGAAGUGACAGCAGGCCAAGCUCUAGUAUGUCCUGUUUGUAACCUAGAACAAAGGACUUCAGAUCUUACCCUGUUCAAUGUGCACGUGGAUGUCUGCUUAAAUAAAGAUGUUAUACAAGAACUGAGAAAUGAUUCGGUUAAUCCCGUUCAUCAACUCAAAGAAAAUUCCAGAAAUGCUGGCAACUCAAGCAGAGUACAGAAGACGUUAGCAAGAACAAAAAGGCCAGCACUGAUGAAAAAGAACUCAGCAUCAAAGAAAGUAAAGCCAAGCAGUGCCACACGUACCCUUGAUAUAUUUUUUAAGUGAGCAUUUUAUCAUUAAUUUUUAAUUGAAACUAAUUUUAUAAUCAGUGGAUUUAAUAUUCAUUUUAAUUUACAGAUUCCUUUAAUGGAGACAAAUGCAUAAUCCCUCUGCAAAUGACAUUUCCUUUUCUAAGAAUGAAGGAUGUACAAAUUUACUUCUAAGAAUGUGGAAUGUGCAUGAAUUUACUUCUAAGAAUGUGCAAUAUGUACAGAUCUACCUCUGUGUACGUUUUCUAUAAUAUGAGAACUUUUACAUCCAUUAUGGAUCAGGUGGAAAUCAGUCCUGUUAGAGAUCAUUUUAAAAAGAGGAACAGGAAUGGAAUCUGAAUAUGAUUUGUUAUUUUUACAGUGGAUAUAAAAAUACAGGCUCAGGGCUCUCAGUGGUCCCUACAAGCAUUUAUCCACUCUCUGGGCAUUGGACUGCUCUGAUCUUAGUAUCUUCUGAUACGUUAUGGACAUUCAUCAUUAGAACCUAUCAUAAUUUCUAUGAUGAGUAUUAACUUAGCAGAACUCCUAUGCCUAGUUUUGUUAUCUUCAGGAAAAUAAUAUCACAGUAUUAUCUGUGUUAAAAGGAUCAUUGCUUAAAAUAUCACUAUUUAUUGGUUUUUCUUAUUUAUAAUUCCUUUAUCUUAUGAAUGAACACUUGAUUUAUUUUAUACACAGUAAUUUUAUAUGUGGGACUUUUAAGUGGCAGGUUGUUGUUUCUGGCAGUUACAUCUGAUUUUUCCACAAGUAUGUUAAAAAGGAUAAAUUAUACAGUCAUUUUAAGAGGGAAAUGUACAAUUCAAAAGGUUAAUGUGUAUCAAAACAUCUCCUUAUCUUAGCUGCGUUUCUGACACAGCGUAACAUCAGUGGGUGUGCCGAACACUUGUGCUAGAGAAGUCUCUAAAGACAGUUGUGUAGCUAGAGCAGGAGACGCAGUCGGAGUCUUCACCACAAGAAGGAGCUGCAUCUUCUGUUCUCUUAGAGCUUUGUUUUCUUUUUCCUUUUUUUGCUCAUUAUUUAACCAUAUAAGGAAAUAACAUUAAUUAGCAUCUCGCACAACCUUUGGCCACAGGGGUAUCUUGAGUCUGAACUCCUAAACUGUUUGGAACCAGGCUGAGUGCUUGUCGGCCUGGUGUGUCGCCUGAUGUGACGCACCACAGCAAGCACAAAGCUGCUGCACUUAUGUAAAUUCCAGACCCAGCAAAACUGCUUUAAAUAUACUGGAAAGAUAGCACUCUGCUUGUUUUCUGUCUCGCCUGAAGUUUAUUGUUUUAAUAUUAGAGCAAAUAUCAAAUUAUCUUCAUUUAUAUAAUUAAACUGGAUGUUAUCUUUAGUAAUAUUCAAUAAUAA